UGCGACCGCGAGAAUCGGCGGCGGCGCGCUCCUCGAGUCGAGUACACAAUCCGCGCUCCCGAUGAACUUUCUCGGGGUCACAGGUUGAGCCGAGCGGUGUAUCUUGGAAAUCGCGAUACUCCCGAGAAUGUCGGCGGAAGGUGGAAGGAGACGGUGUGUCGGGAAAAACGAUGGAACGGUGCCUGAUAAGAGCAGUCGGUAUUUUACCCGGUUCCCCGUCGCCAAAGUGGAUCCUCGCUGUGUGUGUGGGAAACUUUAAAGUAAACCGUGACGGAGCUGUUGCAGUUUGAACAAAGUUUCGAAACGGAGAAGACGAGCAGCGUCCUCGGGGCAAAGGGAAGGAGUCGCUGUGUCGACUCGGAAGGAGGAAUGCGAAUGAUCGAGUGAAUGAUUGUCGUGAUAACAAACUUGGGCUUGGGGAUUAUCGAGUACGGAUUUAUUUGUAAUACAGCACAUCGCGCGCAAUAACGCGAGCCGCGUAAAUCCCGUGGCGAGAGAUCUCUUUUUUUCUUUUUCUUUCUUUUUCUUUUCAAGGCGUCUCGUUAACGUUUCAUCUAGCCGCGUGCAAGGUAACGUGCGUACGCGGCGGAACACAAAAACCAGCCACGUUAUUGAAUCCCCGGCGGAUUCAAUGCAAAGCCUCGCGGCUCGGCGCGAGAAAAACCCUUUGUGCUCGGUUUGUACGGGAGUGGCCGUACCGGGAGUGACCUUGUCCGGAUGACAAUGAUCGGUUCUCAGUGCACGUCAUCCGACCGAGAGGACAGCCUCGGCAAAGGGACGGCGUUGCAGGCGCGUUAAUUGAUCUGUCGCCGAUCGGAAUUGGAGUCGACACUUAGCGACAGCGAUGGUGCUGGUGAUUCGUGAUCUCUCCAAUUGCACAGGUUACAUCAUUAGGUGCACGAGAAUCCGGUGUUAAUCAACACAGCGCGGUAACCGGCGAAAACCCGGAGGAGGCUGUGUGCAACUGGACACUACUACCGUUUCCGCUGCUGCAGUUUCCUCGAUGCGGCGGCACGUGGAAAAUCCUGCCACGCUGCCGGAUGUGCCGAAGAUGAAUCGUAGGUGACAAGAAAGUUCGAGUUCCCUGAUCGAAUUCAAUCUAUUUGGUGAAAACGUGCCUCGAUGUACCGCAAAAGAUCCGAUCCGGCCGCACGUGGCCGCGAUCCAUCGCGGACGGAUCGAUCGCCUCGGCGCGGGAGGAUCUUGUGCGUUCUCCUGCUGUUCGAAACGCUGCUCGGCUGCGACGCUCGAGGUAACGGCACGCCAGAUGUUUACAAGAUACUCGGAGGUGCCAGAGCGCGUCAGGCGGAUUACGAUUACUCAUACAUGAAUAAUGACGUAAGUGAAGAUCAGGGGAAUCUCUACGUCGGUCACAGUGGUGACCCGUGGAGCGCUUCGUCGGCGCGCAAUUACGACGAGGAUGUCUACGUGCGCGUGUCGCCGAACAACGUUACGGCGAACAACACGAAGGCUCAACCCGCAUUGCGCGGUUUCAGAACGAAUGGAAAGGAGACCACGAGCCAUACGAGAUUCAAAAGAGGAGUGAUACACCUCUAUAACAUGGUGGUGUGCGCCACAGGAUGUAAUCCUCUGCUUUAUAAAGGAUACGGCUGCUAUUGCGGAUUCUUGGGUUCCGGUUAUGUCAUCGAUGGUAUCGAUCAGUGCUGUAAAAUGCAUGACUGGUGCUACGACGCUACGGAAUGUCCUAUGUUCUCGGAAUAUUUCGUACCGUAUUACUGGAGAUGUUACCACGGUUAUAAACCCGUUUGCGCGGUUGAGCAUGGCAGUUGGGGAGGAUCGGGAUCUUGUGCUCAACGUUUGUGCGAAUGCGAUCGUUCGUUAGCCGAAUGCCUGAGAAGAUAUCCUUGCCCAACUACCAAAGCAGUUUGUACCUCAUCACCAUGGAGACUCGUGCAGAAUCUCUUCAUGAUUAUAUAAAUCAUGUAUUUUGAAAAUAGAAUAAGCUAUAUUUUGAAAAAUGCGAUAAACAUAUCUUAUCGUCAGAUCUGAUUUACAAAAUGAAAUGAUUUACAUAAUACCUAGUUUGCGACUCGUACAUAUCAUGUCAAAACAUAUCGUGUCAUAUCAAUUCUCAAAGGCCGAUAAAACUCAAAUGCCAAA
Molecule: messenger RNA, 2121 nt
Organism: Pogonomyrmex barbatus (red harvester ant)
Lineage: Eukaryota; Metazoa; Arthropoda; Insecta; Hymenoptera; Formicidae
Biological process (GO): arachidonate secretion; lipid catabolic process; phospholipid metabolic process
Molecular function (GO): calcium ion binding; A2-type glycerophospholipase activity
Source: RefSeq, a predicted model, not a curated record